Molecule: messenger RNA, 3388 nt
Organism: Thalassophryne amazonica
Lineage: Eukaryota; Metazoa; Chordata; Actinopteri; Batrachoidiformes; Batrachoididae
Gene: sobpa
Product: sine oculis binding protein homolog (Drosophila) a
Biological process (GO): animal organ development
Cellular component (GO): nucleus
Source: RefSeq, a predicted model, not a curated record
UCCACUGGCGCGCGGACCGCGGAGGACACCGGGCAGGAGAUGGCUGAUUCAGCCCGGCACCGACAGCCCGCGGCGACAUCACCGGCGUCCCACGAGCCGCCGAAGAGCCGGAAGACGUCCUCCGUCUGGCGACUGUAAACAGCGCUGCCUGUCACCUCCUCCUCCACCUCCUCCUCCUCAGCAGCGCAAACAUUGACAGAAGUAUCGCAGGAAAUAUGGCAGAGAUGGAAAAGGAGGGCAGACCACCGGAAAAUAAAAGGAGCCGAAAGCCAGCUCACCCGGUGAAAAGGGAAAUAAAUGAAGAGAUGAAGAGUUUUGCGGAGAACACCAUGAACGAGCUGCUGGGGUGGUACGGCUACGACAAGGUGGAGCUGAGAGACUCAGACAGCCUGGACAUGGGCGAGACGCCACAGCACAUCUCUGUUCUUAAAGAAAACUCAUUGCCAAAAAUCUCAGCUUCAGCCGAGCGCAGUGGCGGCUCUCCGGAUCGAGCCAACAGCUUGCAGUCUGUGCCAGGCUCCAGGAACGGGCUGACGGAGCCGUGCACCAUGCCGUCCACGUCCAACACCAAGGAGCACGGCCACCCGCCCGUCACCGUCCCCAUGGUCCCCCCGCCGCUCAUCAAACCUCCUGCAGAUGAAGAUGUGUCAAGUGUGCAGAUCAUGUGCGCCUGGUGCCAGAAGAUUGGCGCCAAACGCUACUCUCUGAGCAUGGGCAGCGAGCUGAAGAGUUUCUGCAGUGAGUGCUUCGCCGCCUGCCGCAGAGCUUAUUUCAAGAGAAAUAAGGCAAGAGAAGACGAUGGCCUCGGUGGGAAAUUACCACAGCACAGCUUUACUCAGGACACGGCCAGGCUUGUCUUCAAGACAAACAGCGAUGUGCUUGUGUGUGACUGGUGCAAACAUAUCCGCCACACUAGAUACCUGGACUUUGGUGCUGUUGAGCGCAGGCUGCAGUUCUGCAGUGCCAAAUGCCUGAACCAGUACAAGAUGGACAUUUUCUACAAGGAGACGCAGGCUGCGCUUCCUGGAGCGCUGUGUAACCCAGCACACGGGGCAAGUGGGGAGGGUAAGGCUGACUGCACCAGUGGGGUGCAGCUGCUGACUCCUGAGUCCUGGGGAACACCAUUAGCUGACCUAAGGCGUAAAGCUCCCUCACCGGGGGGCCCCUCUACCACCGCCGCUCUGGCCCCCUCCACGUCCUCAGGCACAUCUCCCUCAGACACGGCUGCAGUCUGCUCCCCGUCUUCUUCUUCUUCAGCUAAAAUCCCUACACCAAGACCACAUGAAAGCCCAACGCUGCCCCCUCCUCCUGUCCAUACUUUGCACCCACCUGUAGGAGUCCCCUCUGGUAGUCCUCCAAUGGUGAUGACACCCCGGGGACCUAUGCCCCUGCCCUUGUUCAUGGAGCAUCAGAUGAUGCAGCAGAUCCGUCCACCAUUUCUUCGGCCCUCUGCUCAUGCAGGGGGACCCAACAGCCCAUUGUCAAACCCUAUCAUCCCCGGUAUUGGUCCACCACCUCCUCCUCGGACUCUCGGCCCAGCAGCUAGCCCAAUGCACAGGCCACUCUUGUCUCCUCAUGUCCACCCCUCAUCUAACCCCAACCCUGGCAUCAUGCCACCCCAUCCUGGACUCCCUAUGCCAGGUUUUCCCCCUUUCCCCCCAGUCAAUAUGAUACCUAAUGGACCCAUCCCCCUACCCCCAAUGAUGAACUUCGGCAUGCCAACCUUGACACCCCUGGUACCUCCACCAACUCUCCUGGUCCCUUAUCCUGUCAUUGUACCCCUUCCGGUCCCAGUUCCUAUUCCAAUACCCAUCCCUUUCCAUCCCAAAACAUCUAGGGACCAGCAAGAGAGCAGUAGUCCUGUUUGUCAUGCCCCAGAGUCCUCAGAAAUGUCAGCUUUGCUGCCUCAGUCUCCAGGUUCUUCUGUAGGACACAGAGGGGAACACAAACCAGGUCCAGCUGCAUCAGAGCCGUCCUCUCCUGCACAUUCUGGCCAUUUAGGUUCUGGCUCAGAGAGAAGCAGGAGGGCCGCGGUGGACUUAACUGUGAAGGCGGAGGACAACUCAGGGAGGCUUUGUCUAAACAGAUGUCAUGGACUCACUGAUGGAGUGAUUGAUCUCACAGUCAGCCAGAGAUCUUGCCAACAGCAGGUCAUUCAGAGAAUGUUACCUGGGGUCAAAGUGAAAAUAGAGGCUGAGGUUGACUCACGAUCUCCACCAGCUGCUGGGUUGGGGAGGGAAGAGAAGAGCAGUUGGGAUGGUGGUAAAGACGCCCCGUCAGAGGGCUGCAGUGCUACUGAUUUGGAAGAGGCAACACAGCAACAGACACUGGAAUCAUCUGGCACCCCCGCCAGUAAAGACAACCAUUCUUACAGACGUGAUCCUUUGAAAAGCCAAUUAAAACCCUGUGUUUCCAGUGUUGAACCACAGGCCUCACCUGACACAGCAUGGACCCAAGUCCACACCAGCCCCGCUGCCCCAUGUAAUGUCAUAGUCAACGGAACGGGAUGGCAUCCGCUCUUCACGUCUGCCUAUCAGUCCUGCACUGACCGCAAUGGAGACGUCAUGGCAGGAGAAACAGAGGAGCAGCGUAGCAACAGCGAGCUGGAGCGGGAGGCACUGAAGGAGAACAGCUGCUCUGUUGGAGAAUGGGAGCCGGCAAAACGCGGCUCGGCGCAAGACGAGACUGUGGAUUCAGUGGAGGGUAAAACAGAUCCGGACUCCAACCUGGAGGAGGGAGAACAUGCCUACGCCUUACCCCUGCUGUCAAGUGGAGGCUGUGUGGUUAUCCAGCCUGUGCCAAAGCCCGGUGCUGACAAGACGGCCAUCCUUGCCUGUUCCAUCUCUGCACCUUUAUCAGCUGCCGGGAGUCCUGAGCUGGAGCCGCCGCUGAAGAGGAGGUGUCUGCGAAUCCGCAAUCAAAACAAAUGAGAUGGAUGCUCCAAGGACUGCAGUGCCAUCAGAGACACUCCCCUGCCCCACCACCUCACCAACCUGCCACCUGGCAUCCCCCAUCCCCAACCCGUCACUGCACACAUGGUGUCCUCGUGUGCCCCCAUCAUCCUGUCUACCAGCACCACCAAUCGCCUUCAACGAAUGAGGAGAGUCCAAGCAAACAUGUCGAUCAGCAUCCCAGCAGAGCACACGAGACUCCUUCUAUCUGCGUGGACUGAGCACCUACGGGUUCGACGCUUUGGCCAGCAGGACCACUUGACCUUUGAACUGCAGAACAGGAGGAUUCAGCUGCUGCUUCUUAUUUAGAGACUCUCAGCCACACUGCCCCCGCAGCCCUUACCCACGCUUCCCUGUCAAAGCAAGUAUUCCCGUAUUGUCCGUCACCACGGAAUGCACUAUAACAAAUUAAGAAUUGUGAAGAAGCCAAUCCAACC